Zootoca vivipara (common lizard) is the source of this 1032-nucleotide messenger RNA. RefSeq names its product gap junction protein delta 3 (gene GJD3). Gene Ontology annotation, biological process: cell-cell signaling. Gene Ontology annotation, cellular component: connexin complex. The record is from RefSeq and is a predicted model, not a curated record. Gene Ontology annotation, molecular function: gap junction channel activity involved in AV node cell-bundle of His cell electrical coupling. NCBI's taxonomy places the organism in Eukaryota, Metazoa, Chordata, Lepidosauria, Squamata, Lacertidae.
AUGGGUGAGUGGGGGUUCUUGAGCUCCCUUCUGGACGCGGUGCAGGAGCACUCUCCCAUGGUGGGCCGUUUCUGGCUGGUGGUGAUGCUCAUCUUCCGCAUCCUGAUCCUGGCCACGGUGGGCAGCGACGUCUUCGACGACGAGCAGGAGGAGUUUGAGUGCAACACGCGGCAGGUUGGCUGCAAGCAGAUCUGCUACGACUUGGCCUUCCCCAUCUCCCACUACCGCUUCUGGGUCUUCCACAUUGUGGUGCUCUCUGCCCCGGCGGUCCUCUUUGUCAUCUACUCCAUGCACCAGACCACGAAGAUCAACCAGAAGGAGAUGGAAGAGGGAGAGGAGGAUGCCAGCCGGGCGGGGGGAAAGGCCCCCGCAAAAAUCAGGCCCCAGCCCAGCCAGCGCAGCCAAAACAUCAAGAACUUCUACAUUGUCAACGUGGUGGUGAGGAUCUUGGCUGAGAUGGGCUUCCUGGUCGGACAGUGGAUGUUGUACGGCUUCCAAGUGGGGUAUCAGUACAUCUGCAAGCAUCACCUGUGUCCUCACCUCAUCGACUGCUUUGUCUCUCGGCCAACCGAGAAGACCAUCUUCAUCCAGUUCUACUUCAUGGUGGGGCUGGUUUCGGCCUUGCUCAGCUUGGUGGAGCUGGCCCACCUCUUGUUCAAGAACCGCUGCAGGAGGCGCCGCACGAUUGCCCCGCCCACCACUGCCUCUUACGAACAGCAGGACAACUGGUCCAAUCAGAAGCAAGAGAAAAAAUCGCAGCACUUCCUGGCCCCAGCAGAGGGAGGUGCCAAUGGGAUGCCUUCUCAUGGUGGGAUUCCCAAUCACUAUGAGCCCAAGGCUCACUUCCACCAUAAGAGUUCCACGAAGAGCAGCCGGUCCUCUCGCUCUUCUUCUGCCAGAGCUGACUUGACCGUGUGAGGCCAGGGAGCUCCCUCUCUCCUCUGCCUAGCUGGUUGUUCCCUGGAUGAGCUGGACUCCUCCAGCUGGAAUAAUCACACCUAUGAACUGUGUUUGCAGCCUGGCCCAAAUUAG